Aureobasidium musti is the source of this 1911-nucleotide messenger RNA. The record is from the annotation of a GenBank genome assembly. Lineage: Eukaryota; Fungi; Ascomycota; Dothideomycetes; Dothideales; Saccotheciaceae.
AUGGCCAAGAAGAGAGACUUCAAGCCGCAACUCGCGCCACUAAGAGUAUCGCAAAUGCUUGGGAGUUGUAUGGUGCAUCCGAACCUGAACGUGCUGUUGCUGAAUUCGGUACUUUGUNCUGGCACUAUCAACGUCGACAACAUCUACCGUUUCGUUCAGAACAUCUUGCGCAAGCACGACGUGGACUUUCUUGUUGCGCCGCAUAGCGCAUGUGCUCAGCUCGCCUCGAUCGCUGGAACUGAGUUCUGCGAUGCUGUGGCAGGGUCCAGCGACAUUCUUAUGUAUGAGAUUGAUCAGCUUAUCACCAAACUUGACUUCGAGCAGGCUCAAUUCUCAUGGGUGACUCGUCGCGAAUGUAUGGAGGCUCUUGGCGCUCCUUCCACAGCUAUGUUUGUCGAUGCUUGCCUCCUUUCUGGCUGCUCAAUUCUGCCCACUCUCCCUCAACUGGAGAAUGAUAUAACUGCAUCUCCCAGGACCCCAAAGAUCAGAGCCGCUGCUGAUCUCCUCAAGAGAAGUCAAACUAACGGUAAUGCUCUCUGUCUACAAUAUCAGGAUGACCCGGCCAUGAUCGCAAUGAACUACCUAGACCGCUAUCGCAAGGCAAGCCUGUACAUCAAGCAUUACGUUUGCAUUCGACCCAACGGCAAGAUCGAGUCUGUCGACGGAGCUUCUGCACCUAGCGACCUUAACAAUAUCAUGGGUCAUCGUCUGCCAGAGGAAGCAUUCGGCUAUCUUUCGCACGGCAUCAUCAGUCCUGAAGUACUCAGCUGGAUAGCAUCCAAUGAGAUCAUCGAGCGUCCACCUCUUGAUGGAGGCGAGGCUGAGGUCUACCGCCGUCUCGUGUCUGACGGCCUUAUUCCUCUGCGAACAUCUGCUCUAUCACUUCUCACAUACUCGUUCCACCGCUUCUACCAGCACAGGCCUAUCUAUUUGAGAUGCUGGUUCAGCCCCAACGCACCGAAGACAUUGAACGUUGCAGACACCACCGAUCCUAGGACGACGAUUUCGGGAUGGAACGUUCGACUUGAACAAAUUACAGCGAAGGCGACCAAGCUUGAACGCGACGUUUCGUCUCUGGCCUUUGCAGUGAGCAGCUUGCAAGACACCGCGUUUGCAAAGACUACUGUCACACCAAAGUCUAUUGGACAGAAGCCGCUCAGCUCUCCUGAAGAGGUACAGUCCAAUGCGCUAUGGAGGUUCCUUCAGCUGCGUGGCUACAUCCAGCAAGAUCAUCAGCUCAGUACUCUUGGCCAGUGCCUGCAAACCGCUUUCUCGCGUCAUAAUCAGCAAGAUUUGGAAGAACCCACUCUUCUUGCUUUCGAGAUGUUGCGCCUGAAUCUGCUCAACUCGAACAACAUGUUCCCCUACAAUGGCUCUCCCCAGCGUGGAUCUGAGACUGACAAGCGCAACACGCUGCUGGUCAGCAGGGUCGCAUGCUUCGCAGCACUUCGUCACAAGAGCAUAGGAUUUACUGGACCCCUGAGCAGACACCUGCUUGCUUACACGUCGAUGGUGUCUGCAGUGCGCGGCAGCUUGCGCAAUGUGGUUGAGAUGAGUCUCUUUGGUUUGUUGGCCAACCAUCACGUGGACCGCAAGAUGGCCCCUAGCCAGCUGGCUCAAAUAAGCUACAGCCUGCCUUUCCUGAACGACGUAGACUGCGCUCUCGGUAUUGCGGUCAAGUCGUACCUGGACGAGUUGUCUGCACAGAGCGAGCCCACCUCAGAGGCCUCGCGCCAGGCAGUCAAGACUAAGGGAGCUAACGAGUGGUUCCCCCACGCUACUAACUUCCAGGGAGACUUGCAAAGAGCUUUCGCAUUGUGGGAUUCGGUAAGUCUUGUCAUGAGAAACACUCAUGACUCUACUAAUGCGGUGAACAGGUCUACGCUGCUGUUGCAAGUGCCCCUGAGACUG